Molecule: messenger RNA, 625 nt
Organism: Acanthisitta chloris (rifleman)
Lineage: Eukaryota; Metazoa; Chordata; Aves; Passeriformes; Acanthisittidae
Gene: MIX23
Product: coiled-coil domain containing 58
Exons: 4
Cellular component (GO): mitochondrion; mitochondrial intermembrane space
Source: RefSeq, a predicted model, not a curated record
AGGGUGAUGAGGACGAUUGAUGAUAGAAUUGUCCAUGAAUUAAACACAACGAUUCCAACAGCUUCCUUUGUGGCGAAGGUUGAUGCCGGCCAGACGUGUAAAGAGCUGUACCAGUCUUUGACGGAUGCUCACACCAAUAGAGAAAGAAUCAUCAAAAACUGCAUUGCACAGACUUCCACUGUAGUGAAAACUCUCAGAGAAGAGAGGGAAAAGGCCCAAGAUGAUGUAGCACUAUUAAAGCAACUCAGGAAAGAGCAGACAAAGUUGAAAUUGAUGCAGUCGGAGCUGAAUGUUGAAGAAGUGGUAAACGACAGAAGCUGGAAGGUAUUUAAUGAGCGCUGCCGAAUUCACUACAAGCCUCCGAAGAGUCAAUGAUGUGGGACAUUUCCAUCACGGUGGUCCAUUACUGUGAGAGCCAAACUGGAAAGAGACCUUGGGUGAGCUGUACUGGGACCCUCCAGAACCAGUAGAACCCAGUCUUGUUUUGUUUUGGACCUACUUAGCUGAAAUCUCAAGGUUGAAAUGAUUCUCCUGUAAUUAAGAGAAAACAACUCAUCUUUUGUACAAAAUACGUGAACAAAUGAGUUUUAUAGUAUUAAAGUAAUUUUCAAAUGGAAUGCAAAAC